AUGUCGUUGACAAGUUCAUCCCCUGCCGAGGCGGCAAAACAAGCCAAGACUGCCUCUCACGUGCUGGCAACCCUGCCGACGUCCGCAAGGAACGAUGCUUUGACGGCGAUACAUGCAGGCCUCGCCGCAGCUCGGGACGACAUAUUAGCAGCUAAUGCUCGAGACCUUGAGGGUGCCCGCGUGGCUGCCGAACAUGGUCAGCUAAGCCAGAGCUUGGUCUCACGACUGGAUUUGGGUAAAAAGGGGAAAUGGGAGGACAUGCUGAAGGGCAUCCUAGACGUUCGAGAACUUGAAGAUCCAGUUGGCAAGGUGGACUUAAGAACGCUGCUCGAUGAUGGGUUGGAGUUAACCCGAGUCAGCUGUCCUAUUGGUGUCCUCCUGAUCAUCUUCGAGGCUCGCCCUGAGGUAAUCGCCAAUAUUGCCUCUCUGGCCGUCAAGUCGGGCAACGCAGCUAUCCUCAAGGGGGGCAAGGAGUCUACUGAGUCAUUCAUCGCCAUAUCCAAGGUCAUCUCCGCCGCGCUAGAGAAAACAAAGGUCCCCAACAACGCCAUUCAGCUCGUCACCACAAGGGAUGUGAUCCCGCAACUACUGGAACUGGACCAGUACAUCGAUCUUGUUGUCCCAAGAGGCUCCAAUGAACUGGUGCGAUCCAUCAAAUCUGGCACCAAGAUCCCUGUCCUUGGGCAUGCAGAUGGCUUAUGCUCGGUCUUCCUCGAGCAAUCGGCCGAACCAAAGACGGCGGCUGACGUUAUUGUCGACUCAAAAACAAGCUACCCGGCUGCUUGCAAUAGCUUGGAGACUCUACUGGUCCAAGAAUCAGCCAUUGAGACUACUCUACCCGUAGUAGCGGAAGCAUUGAUAGCAAAGGAAGUGGUGCUGCGGUGCGAUCCCAAGACAAAAUCAGCCCUGGCCAGCAGGUUGUCUUCUGAGCUCUCGUCUAAGCUUCAAGACGCCAAGGAUGUUGACUACGAUACGGAAUUUCUCAGUCUUACACUGGCAGUCAAGGCGGUUUCUGGUAUUGACGAGGCGAUAUCCCAUAUCAAUACCCAUGGCUCGAAGCACACCGACGUCAUCUUGACCUCGUCGUCUGAGCUCGCCGAGCAGUUCAUGUCCAGUAUUGACGCUGCUGGAGUCUACUGGAAUUCGUCGACUCGCUUUGCCGACGGUAUGAGAUACGGCUUCGGCACCGAAGUCGGUAUCAGCACCAAUAUGAUACAUUCUAGGGGACCUGUAGGCUUGGAGGGCCUGACCAUCUACAAAUACAAGCUCCGAGGACAAGGUCACGUAACAGCUGUAUAUGGCGAGGGCGACGGGAAGAAGCCCUUCAAGCAUCAGAAGCUUGAUCCAUGA
This is a messenger RNA of Anthostomella pinea, 1350 nucleotides long. The record is from the annotation of a GenBank genome assembly. Lineage: Eukaryota; Fungi; Ascomycota; Sordariomycetes; Xylariales; Xylariaceae.